This is a messenger RNA of Paramisgurnus dabryanus, 3251 nucleotides long. NCBI's taxonomy places the organism in Eukaryota, Metazoa, Chordata, Actinopteri, Cypriniformes, Cobitidae. The record is from RefSeq and is a predicted model, not a curated record.
CUGGUUUUGUAAGAGUACUGACGGUGAAGAAUCAUACAUCUGAACUUAUAUACUUAUAUCUGUUAUAUACAGUUUUAAAGUGACACUGAACUGUGAUGUACAAGUUCAAAGAUGCUUCAAAGAUUUCAAAAUCUUUUAAAGAAGUCGUAUAACAGUAAUGCAGGCAUGGUGUGAAGUCCAGGGUGCAGACCUGAAGACAAAUCUUCGCUCCAUGGUGUUGGACUAUUAUUUGAACCAUGGCUUACCUGGCCCAUUCAGCCCACUUCCAAUUCGUGGGUCUGGUGCUUGGCUUUGUAGGAUGGAUAAUCACAGCGUGCAUUUCAGGAGUGAAUGACUGGAGAAUAUGGUACGUGGAUGAUAAGUCUACCAUCACUGGAGGAUUGGCCUGGGUUGGUGUGUGGAGAGCCUGUUUCAACAGCCAUGUUUUGGGCUCCUCUGAAUUCUGCAAAAGUAUCAGCCUUACAGACUCCUUUACUCCUCCAGAGAUAGCAGCUGCCCAGAUACUCUGCAUGACUGCUAUUGGCGUGGGUGUGGUCGCAAACCUGCUGGCUGGAUAUGCGGUGAGAAACGCAUACUUUGGGUUUGACGAUGGACACGUGAGACUGGCCUUUGUGGUGGCAGGUUCCUUGUACUGGCUUACUGCAGCGUGUUCAUUGGUUCCUGUCCUCUGGAAUAUGAGUUCUGUGCUGGCUAAUCUUACUAUAGACUUCCCAACAGACUUCUACCUGCCUCCCGCUCCAUUAAAACAGGAAAUUGGUCCAGGGAUUGGCUUUGGGAUUGGAUCCUCAGUCAUGCUUAUUAUAAGUGGCCUACUCUUAUUGUGCUUCAAGCAUCCAGGCAAAACCAAAAGGCAUAAGAGUGGAACAACUGAACAUUUUAAUAACACAAAAAUCAGGGCUGAAUGCUCUUUGAGUACAAUUAAAGAGUUUAAAGAUGAGGGUAGGAUCAACCCAGCCUUUGAGGCAGAGUAAAAUAUUUAGCAACAUCACUUUACUGGAAUGACUCUAAAGGUGUAAAACGCAAAUCCUGAGGAACUUUGUUGAACUCUUGCACAGUAUUGACCUUUAAAGUUCCUGUGAACAUGAAGUCGCAAUCGACUUUACUUCCAUAUUGUGACAUAUUUCCGAGUGAAAUGGAAAAUAGUGGGCAGGUUUGUGUAUUCCACUGUGAAUUGAUUGGACAUAACCUAGUAAAGAAAGCAUUUCAUUCAGAAAUGGAACUUGCAGCAGACUAAAAGUUGGAGGGGCGGGGUUACCAGAUGCUCCACCUAAGCCGUCUAGCUGACAUCGUCAGGGAAGGAUCGCCAUAAGAAAGCGGAAGUACAUUUUCAGAUUUUGAGGGCACAUGAACUGAUAAAUUGUUUAUAAUGAACACUGCAAUAUUCCAUUAAAAAUAAUAAUUGUCAGUUUUGAUUUCAUGGGAACUUUAAAGCUGAAUAUCUGAAACGCAAUUUAAAUGCUUAAAUUAUGCUUAAAUUAUUUAAAGUACUGACUGAGUUAUAAUAAAGGUCACAGUGUAAAUUUUAAACAAAUGUUUAUUUGUGUAAAAAAUGAUGCCUAAUACAACAUUACCCUUUUAAGUCUGUGUAAUGUGUCAUUUUAAAUGUGUUCUCAAUUUGUCACUCCAAUAGACUGUAAUAAAAGAGAUAAUUUUUGAAGCCAAUAGUAGGCGGUGCCUGCCGUCGCCAUCUUAGCGCACGUCAACACGCAUCACUCGCGGAAAUGUAAAAUGGGUAAAGAAAGAGGCGGGACGUGGCUGAAGCUGAGGUGGCUGGUUGCUAAAACCAUGCCCACCUAGCUCGACUCUAGUGACAGCAGUGGCUGUUCAACCAUCACUCAAGUGGCCACGCCUUAAUUAUGCAGAACUUUAAAGCUUAAUAUAAUUUAAAUGGAUGAGUUAGAAAAAUUUUCAUCCCCCUCACAGUUGUCAUGCAGGGCAAAAUUAGUUAUACAGACCAAAAACACUUUUUGUACCAGGCUGUAAACAUAUUUGAUUCCUCUCUAAAGAUGGGCAUUUUAACAUUGGGGUCUUGACUCCCUUUUGGAGCCAGCCUCUGGUGGCCAGUCCAUAAAUUGCAGUUUUAAUCUUGGCUUCAACAGAGAUCGGAAGGUUGUGGUGUGUCACACCACAUAAUAUGUGUUAUUAACCACCCAGCAAUAUUUGCAUGAUUAAAAACUGCCAUAUUAAUAAAAUAAGUUAUCAAAAUCACGAAAAAACAGCCAUGAAUCUCUUCUUUCAAAUGCUGGGGGCGUGCGUGUCUGCGGUCGUACUGAAACCACGCCCACUGAUGGGAAAGUUGCCGUCAACUUGAAUGGAUGCCCGCGGCCAAAAAAUCCUGAACUCAAAAUUAGUUUAGAAAAAUAAUUUAACGAUCUUACUCCAGUACUUUAGGUCUUAGUUCACAGUCUUUGUAAUGUGUUUCAGUAAUAAUUUUCUUACAUUCAGUUCUCUGAACUUUACACAGACAUAUUAUUGUUUCUCAUAUUGGUUUAUUACAUAAUGUGCAGGACACGUAAUGCUGGUAUAUUAAAUCUGUUAUCACAUACAACAUUGUGUGACUCUUCCAUGAAAUGGCUCAUGCAGUCAAUUCAUCAAAUCGCUAACAAAUAUUUGAAAUGUCACCUUGUUAUUUAUUUAUUGUAGUCAUAACAAACACAUUUUUUUUAUUGCAAUAUACACACUGUGGUUACAUAGUUGCAUAAUCAUCUUUAUAUAGCCUACAGUGGUAGCAUCAUAACUUGGUUAAAGGUAAAUUGCUUAAUUUAGUUAAAAAAAAGGUAUAUUUGGCUUGCAGAUACAAUUAGAUUUAUUGUUUUGGUAACUAAAACUGUGAAAUUUGUAUAUUUGUAAGGACGGCAUUAGUGCUAAAAACAUGUCUAGCUAUAUUUCACCUGCCAUUAAAUGAUAUUAACAAUAAAUGACCCUGGAUUUAGCUGACUACGAGUGGAUCUCUGAGCAGGGAAAAUGUACCUUUGCUUUAUUCUGAGGAAAUAACCCCUGCUAUGAGUGGAAUGAACUUUACUUCUACUCCUCAGCAUGAAAUUUGCCCUUAUUGGCGUGUUUUUUUAACAACCCCUAUGGGUUAAAGAGUGGAACUUGCCAACAUUUAAUCUUGUUAAAAUUGAACAUUCAUUUAGACAAAUCCCAUUGAAUAUUACAUGAUUUUCUUCUGUUAUGAAACCAUGUAAUCCUUCUUAUUAUACGAAAAAAGGAAAUCAUUUCUUGCCAAUUAAAGCUGAUUUUGUUUUCUG